Messenger RNA from Naegleria fowleri, 1599 nucleotides. RefSeq lists its product as uncharacterized. Lineage: Eukaryota; Heterolobosea; Eutetramitea; Acrasida; Naegleriidae. The transcript has 3 exons. Gene Ontology annotation, cellular component: cytoplasm. Gene Ontology annotation, biological process: signal transduction; regulation of GTPase activity. Bases 1 to 1599 code for a protein of 532 amino acids. The record is from RefSeq and is a predicted model, not a curated record.
AUGAAGCUAACCGUCUCCAUUAUUGAAUGCAAGAAUCUGAUUGUGGGAGACUUGAUUAGCGGAUUGGCCGAUCCCUAUGUCAUUGCCACCAUCAAUGCUCCUGCUCAAGAAAUCCGAGAAAAUGAAGAAAGACUCUUUCCUUCUCCAUCGGCAAUCAUUCGAGAUCACAAAUCACUUCUACUACAAUCCAACCCAAUAAUGAAUUCACAACAAUUCACCACCACUACCUCCACCAAUACGACAGAUUCAAUUGUAUCAUUACAAUCGUCUUCUUCUCUUGUUCAAUCCUCCAUUAACACUUCUUCAACAACAAAAGGAGGGACACAAAGAAUUUCUUCUUCAUUUGUGUCAUCACCAACCACUAGCAAUAAUGGAGUAAAUCGAGGAAAGUUAUCCAUUGUCAGCAGUAAAAGUCAUUUGAAUUUAAAUCAUUCGUCACCACAAACACCAACCAAUAGUACUAAUAAUAUGAAUGGAUCAAGUCCACAAACAAAUGAAACAACAAGUAAUAGUGACACAAGUGACACUGCUCAACAACAAGUCGAUGGAAAAUCUAAAGUUUCAAAUACAGUGACCUAUGUGAACAAAGCUCCAUGUGAAUUUAAGAAUCGAAAAAUUAUUGCACAAAAGAAGACUGAAAUUGUUUAUAAUAAUUUAAAUCCAAUAUUUUCGAACGAGUUUCUGAUUGUGAAUAAUAUUCGAGAUGCAUCAUUGAUCAAAAAUUGGUUAUUGACUUUGGAAGUGUAUGAUUAUGAUUAUGUGAAAUAUGACGAUUAUCUUGGAAGUGUUGAAAUUUCAUUGGAUCAAGUCCAAGUUCUGGAACCCAAGAUAUUAACCAUUCCACUCGAAGGAGUGCCUCAUGGUGAAAUUACAAUUGAUAUUAAUCUUGGAGAAGAAUCACAAAUUUUUGGAGUGGAUAUAGAAAAAGUCAUGUCACGUCACCGUGAAAAACUACAUGGAAAAGGUCUUCCAAAAGCUGUACAUGACAUGUUUGUUUUCCUAUCCGAUGAUCUUUCAAUUGUGGAGGAGGGAGUUUUCAGAAUACCCGGAAAAGUAGAUAGUGUGAGCGCUCUUAAAAAACUCUAUGACAAGUGUGAAGAUCGAGAAAUUAGAAACUUCAUUUUAGAACAAGAGAAGAUUAUGCUUCAAGAUAUUGAACAUAAACAACGUUCGAGUGGAAUGGUGAAAAUUGUGGCUUCUCUGCUCAAGGACUACCUUCGAUCAUUGCCUGUACCUCUCCUGACGUAUGCUCUGUAUGAUGAAUUUGUAAAUUUGAGUGGGGAUAGUGAUCAAAUCAUUCUGAAAACUGUACAAAAGCUUCCACCACUGAAUCAGCAUUUAUUGUAUUGGCUCUUGGCUCUCAUUGACAUGAUCAUUGCCAAGACGCAGCAAAACAAAAUGACAGCUUCGAGCUUGGCUAGUGUCAUUUCUCUCAACGUGUUGAAAAGAAAGGAAGACAAAGCAAAUCAAUCUGCAAUUAAUUUAGAAUCUGUCAGAUUGGAAACUGACCGAGUCAUUAGAAGUUUAGAAAUACUCAUUAACAAGUACAAGACAGUGUUGUGUCCUUACUUUUCAAAGACAUUCACAUUUUUCAAGUAG